AUGCAUCGACUCCUUUCUUUGUCCCUUCUUGCAGCCCUUUUGACGAUCUCUCUGGUCCAUAUUGGGCAUGUCGAAGGUCAAAGAUCUGCAUGGAACAUCAAGCAAAAUCCAUUUCCCAAAGCGAAACGUGUCUCGAAAACACUGUCAUAUCGAUCUGCCAAAGCAAAAGGCAACGUUACACUUGCUGAUCCAUAUCAAUGGCUUCAAAAUGAUGAUGAUCCAGAUACAAAAACGUUCAUUGCCGAUCAGAAAAAGUUGACAGAGACGUUCAUAAGCAAAUGCGCUUCUAUCAAACAAAUUGAGCAAUCCGUUCGUGAAGCAUUCAACUACGAUGAUUAUUCUGAAAUGAUCUUUUUUGAUGAUGCAAAAGUACCGUUUUGGUUCUACAGCGUGGUUCGUCCAAAUGAGGAAAGAAAGACGUACUACAUUGCAACACCCGAAGAGAUGGAAGCUGCAAGAAAAGCCAAUUUUCCUAACCCUCCAGGUAAGAAGUACUUGCAAGAGGCAGCGCUCAGUCCUAAUGCUACUGCUACAAUUUUGUACUUCGCUACAUCUUUGGAUCGUACGAUGAUAGCUUAUCUAGUCGUGGAAGCAGACGCUGGUUCUGGAACAUGGUAUAUCCGCAAGCUGGAUUCGCCAUUAGUAAAUCCGAAAAAGAUUGUGCCAGGAGGCGAAGGACGCUUGCCGGAUGCGAUUCCCAACGGAUAUCAAGACUUAAGGUGGACUCUUGACUCAAAAGGCUUCUUCUAUGAACAAUUCAGUACUCCUACCAAUGACACAAAUAGCAAUCCCAGAGCAGUGGUCAGAAACCAUCAGAUAGGAACACCGUACGAGAAAGACAUCACGCUCGUGCAGCCCGAUGCCGAUCCCAACAAUUAUUGGUUCCUCGACUACAGUGCUGAUGGACGUUGGCUUGUAGUAUAG
Messenger RNA from Meira miltonrushii, 924 nucleotides. RefSeq names its product prolyl oligopeptidase. NCBI's taxonomy places the organism in Eukaryota, Fungi, Basidiomycota, Exobasidiomycetes, Exobasidiales, Brachybasidiaceae. The transcript has a single exon. The record is from RefSeq and is a predicted model, not a curated record. The coding region runs from base 1 to 924 and encodes 307 amino acids. Gene Ontology annotation, cellular component: cytosol. Gene Ontology annotation, molecular function: serine-type endopeptidase activity; oligopeptidase activity.